This is a messenger RNA of Seminavis robusta, 750 nucleotides long. Lineage: Eukaryota; Bacillariophyta; Bacillariophyceae; Naviculales; Naviculaceae. The record is from the annotation of a GenBank genome assembly.
AUGCAAUUCAAACCUCAAGAAGAAGAUUUGACGUUGGUUGUUACCGGCCAUGGUGUAGCCGACUACGACGCCUGGCUCAAGGUAUUCACUGGUGCUUGCGAGGCUCCCAAAGAGGAAAACUUUCAUCGCAACGUCUUGCAAGUCAAGUACCACUUGGCCGCGCAGCAAACCAACCCCAAACAAGGCACCAGCAAUCCUUGCUGCUUGGUAGUGGCUGUCUCGCCUUCGUCGACGGACGCAAUCAUGGAGGGGGUGCUCAAGUACGAGGGCGAACCCUUUGAUACAUUCAAAAAAGACGGAACCAUGAUCCCUCCCUUUGAACCCAACAUGAUGGGCCGUUUGGUUGCCGAUCGCUGGGAUGUCCCCGAAGAAGAGGUGGGGGAGGAUUUGAAAAAGAAUCCCGGAAACUACAUGGUAUAUGUGGCAUCCCAUGGUGUCCCCUCGUUUGACAAAUGGUACACGGAAGCCUUUGGCGGUGGAGCUCCCAUGCCGGCCGAAUUGCGGGAUGGUUUGGGAGUGGUACGCACGCUCGUGGCCAAGGGUCCAAAGCGUACGGUGGACGACCAAGAGCAAGAAACCUGCAUUGUUCUACAUGUCUUUCGAAAGGCUGGAUAUGAUGCAUUUGCUCAAUUGGCCAAGUAUGAUGCUCCACCCUUUGUGGGCGGACCUGACUUUAUUGGAAACGGCCUGGUCAUUCCACCCUUUGACAUCAACUUGUUCGCCGAUGCGGCUUUGUCUUUCGAGUAUUGA